Molecule: messenger RNA, 2804 nt
Organism: Pelobates fuscus (common spadefoot toad)
Lineage: Eukaryota; Metazoa; Chordata; Amphibia; Anura; Pelobatidae
Gene: SHBG
Product: sex hormone binding globulin
Exons: 8
Coding region: 20-1276 (418 amino acids)
Source: RefSeq, a predicted model, not a curated record
GCAUUGGAAACCUGGAAGAAUGAAGUGUGGUGGCUGCUUUCUCUUGGCUUGCAUCCUCUGCCUGUUUUUUUAUGGAGAAUAUGCUGUCUGUACCCCUCUCUCCAUCCCAAAUCAGGACACCUCACUCCCAGAGCAGGUAUCUUGCUUUGCUGCGAAGAAGUCUACGAGAUCCAUAGACAGCCUGUACCUGGGAGGUGAAGACAAACAGAAUGACUUACGCUUGGAAUUCCAGCUUGCAGACAUUACGAGUAACUUGUCCUCAUUUGAUUUGCGGACCUUUGAUUCGGAAGGCGUUAUUUUCUAUGGUGAUGUUGGCAAGGAUAACUGGUUUGUGCUUGGGAUACGUGAAAAGAAACUGGAGGUCCAGAUGAGCAACAGUCAUGGGCAAAUGAUUUUAUCCAAGUGGGGACCUGAUGUGAGUGAUGGUAAAUGGAGAAAGGUGUCAGUGGACAGCAGCAUCAAUACAAUUGAAGUGAGAGUAGACGGGGAGGUUGUGGUACAGUUAACACAUUACGUCAACACUCAGCUUACCCCUGUAAGUGUCUCUACCCUCGUCAUCAUCCUUGGUGACCUGCCAGAAGAAAGCAACCUCCAGCUUUUGAAGCCGCUGCAGCCCACCUUGGAUGCGUGCAUGCGUAACUGGGCCUGGGUGAAAAAACACACACAAGCUCUGGAUACGGCAAUGGAGACCGACGAGAACCGUCGUUGCUUUGAAAAGGAAGAGCCGGGCUCAUUUUUCCCUGUCCAUGGUUAUGCCAUCUUUAAACCAGACUUGUUUCAAACAUCAGACAAUGAAAUGUGGGGUCUGUCUGUGAGAGUCUCUUUCCGGGUCAGAGAUAGCGGUGGAGUUAUAUUUUCACUACAUGGAGCUGGAAGUUCCACCAUACUAACUGUCAACCUGGACUGGCAGAAACAGAUUCUUGCCGUGACUCUGUUCGAUAAACUAACAGGUUCUGUGAUGUUCCCGGUGGAUUUGUGUCCAAGCCACUGGCAGUUUGCAGACAUUCUAAUCCAAUCGAACAAAUUGUCUCUGAAGGCAGGAGAGGCUACAUCAUCUUGGGACAUUGAAUCUGCUGACCUCAAGGCUUUGGAAGAGAAAUGGAUAGAUCCCGCUGCUGACAUUUAUAUUGGAGGACUUCCAGAUAAUUCUGCGAAAGAAGCAUCACAUUUCUCUGGAUGUUUGAAGAUAACUCUUCAAGGCAAAGUUAUAGAUCUGGACAAAGCUCAUUUUAAACAUCCACAUGUGCGUAGCCACAGCUGUCCUGUGGGGAUAUAGGGAAGAUCUCACAACCUUCGUGUACAUAUUAAAAUGUAACAUGUUGUAUUUACAGCUGCUAUGUUUCCGUCAUCACUCUAUGUCUGAAUGAGUUUCCAACUUACUUUUAGACACUGAGCCUUGUUAUUGUAGUGUAAUUUGUAAUGGGAUAAUUGUUGACCGCCAUCUUGGCACACACACACGCAUUAUAACCAUUAAAUCCAGUUAUUACAGGGACUAGCCGACUGGCUAUCAUCAAGCUAGAGGUAAUAAGCUAUACUUGUUGCAUUAAGAAGAUUAUGAAUCUUGGGGAUACAUCAAUAGAACUAAAAUGAAAGAACAUCAUUUGAAGUCUGAGAAAUAAAUAUAAAUAAUGUACAUAAUCUCAUGUAGCUGAGGGAGAGCGAUUCUCCACAUUGUGGUGCUAUCCUCUUAAAGGAACCAUAUGGGCACCAUAUCAACUUAAUCGAAAUUAAGCUGUUAUGGUGCCCAGAGGUCCAUGGUGCUUUUUUUUUUUUUUACCGUAAAGGGGUUAAAUUGUUCUUGAAUUUCAAAGGUUGAUCACUAGAUAUCCCUUUCCCCAGCAGCAUCUGGUUUCUUAAAUUGAGUUUCAGGAAACGCAAAGUGCCGUUGGGCAGGAGCGCUGCUAAUUGACUAGAGUGGUCAGCUAAUGCUCUAUUCAUAAAAAGUUACUUGGAGAGCAACCCCUUUCCCACACUGCCACAACCCACGCAGAAUGUUAGUGUUAAGGCUAUACAGGGAUAAAAGUUCUGCACUGACUGCAGACAACUCAACCAUGGUACAACAGUAACGAUCAGGGAGUGGAACAGCAGGGGUGCGCGCACAGCUGAGCCCCUUACAGGACACUUCAGUGGGCCUAUGGCUGAAAAUCUAGUAGAACAGACCACAGAAUCUAAGGUCCUUGGUCCAUAACUGAUGUGUCCCAGUGCUUUGCACCCCUGAUAGAUUACCUUCAGGUAAGAAAAUGCUAGCGACCUCUGGGCACCAUAAUAACUUAAUUUAAAUUAAGUUGUUAUGGUGCCUAUACAGUUCCUUUACAUCCUGACAGUUUUUCCUGCUAAAUUCUUGUGUAUGAGCAAAAAAAAAACAUAAAACAUUCAAUAUACAAAGCCUUCCAAUAUUCAUCACUUGCUUAGCUACCGUAGCGUAUGAAAAAGGUUUCCUAAAGACAAAGUAAUACCUACUAUGUCUUGUAUAUCUCUAUGGUCACAGCCGAAUUACUAUCUUUGAAUUCAGCUGACUCCUAACCGGUUGGGUUUCUUGAGAUCUGGAAUUAUAACGGCAUCUUCCGUGGGUUUUGUUUCCCCUUCAGUUUUCCUUUUCUUAUACCCCUUAUAUCUUAAUGAUUAUACCCCCAUUUAUACCCCCAUUAAGAUAAGAUAAUGGUUCUUAUCUGCUGUCACAUUCUAUGUUCCUAUGUUAUAUUUUACCAUGAUGCCUGCAGUCGGAUUCCUUUGACUGAUGGCUUGUGGGUAGAUUAGUUUAGCAACUGGCAUGGAACUCCCAAUCACUCUCCAAUAAAAAAAAG